UCUGGGCUGAACUUGGAUCCUGACUGAAAGCCAGAGUACAGCAUUGAGGAGCCUGAAGACUGACUUGUAAUUCUGGGAACUGGUUUCAAGAAGCUAGAGUGCCAGAGAAGACCUUUGAAGUGUGAAAAUUCCUGAAGCUGAAACCAAAAUGUCAUUUAUAGAUCCUUAUCAGCACAUUAUAGUGGAGCACCAGUACUCCCAUAAAUUCACAGUGGUGGUAUUACGAGCCACCAAAGUGACAAAGGGGACUUUUGGUGACAUGCUUGAUACUCCAGACCCCUACGUGGAGCUUUUCAUCUCCACCACCCCGGAUGGCAGGAAGAGAACACGACACUUCAACAAUGACAUCAACCCUGUGUGGAAUCAGACCUUUGAGUUCAUUCUGGACCCUAAUCAGGAAAAUGUUUUGGAGAUCACAUUAAUGGAUGCUAACUACGUCAUGGAUGAGACUCUAGGGACAGCAACAUUUUUCAUAUCUUCUAUGAAAGUGGGGGAGAAGAAAGAAAUUCCAUUUACUUUCAACCAAGUCACUGAACUGAUUCUGGAAAUGUCCCUUGAAGUUUGCUCAUGCCCAGACCUACGAUUCAGUAUGGCUCUGUGUGAUCAGGAGAAAAUUUUCAGACAACAGAGGAAAGAGAUCAUAAAGGAAAACAUGAAGAAACUCUUGGGUCCAAAGGAGAGUGAAGGAUUGUAUUCCACACGUGAUGUGCCUGUGGUGGCCAUUCUGGGCUCAGGUGGGGGUUUCCGGGCCAUGGUGGGAUUCUCUGGUGUGAUGAAGGCACUGUAUGAAUCAGGAAUUUUGGACUGUGCUACUUACAUUGCUGGUCUUUCUGGCUCCACAUGGUACAUGUCAACCUUGUACUCUCAUCCUGAUUUUCCAGACAAGGGGCCAGAAGAGAUUAAUGAGGAGCUAAUGAAAAAUGUUAGCCACAACCCGCUCUUACUUCUCACCCCACAAAAGAUUAAAAGAUAUGUUGAGUCUUUAUGGAAGAAAAAAAGCUCUGGCCAGCCUGUCACUUUCACUGACAUCUUUGGGAUGCUCAUAGGAGAAACACUAAUUCAUAAUAGAAUGAACCUUACUCUGAGUAGUCUGAAGGAGAAGGUCAGUGCUGCACAUUGUCCUUUGCCUCUUUUCACUUGUCUCCAUGUUAAACCUGAUGUGUCUGAGCUGAUGUUUGCAGAUUGGGUUGAAUUUAGUCCAUAUGAGAUUGGAAUGGCUAAAUAUGGUACUUUUAUGGCUCCUGACUUAUUUGGAAGCAAGUUUUUUAUGGGCACAGUUGUGAAAAAAUAUGAAGAAAAUCCCUUACAUUUUUUAAUGGGUGUCUGGGGUAGUGCCUUUUCCAUAUUGUUCAACAGAGUUUUGGGAGUUUCUGGUUCACAAAAUAAAGGUUCCACAAUGGAGGAAGAAUUAGAGAAUAUUACAGCAAAACAUAUUGUGAGUAAUGAUAGCUCGGAUAGUGAUGAUGAAUCCCAAGAACGUAAAGGCACUGAAAAUGAAGAUGCUGAAAAGGAGUAUCAAAAUGCUAAUCAAGCAAGUUGGGUCCAUCGUAUGUUGAUGGCCCUGGUGAGUGAUUCGGCUUUAUUCAAUACCCGAGAAGGACGCGCUGGGAAGGUGCACAACUUCAUGCUGGGCUUGAACCUGAACACAUCUUACCCACUGUCUCCGCUGAGAGACUUCACCACGCAGGAAUCCUUCGAGGAUGACGAACUUGAUGCAGCUGUAGCAGAUCCUGAUGAAUUUGAGCAAAUCUAUGAGCCACUGGAUGUCAAAAGCAGAAAGAUCCAUGUGGUAGACAGUGGGCUCACGUUCAACCUGCCCUAUCCCCUGAUCCUGCGGCCACAGAGGGGAGUGGACCUCGUCAUCUCCUUUGACUUUUCUGCAAGGCCAAGCGACACAAGCCCUCCAUUCAAGGAACUUCUCCUUGCAGAGAAAUGGGCUAAGAUGAACAAGCUCCCAUUCCCGAAGAUUGAUCCAUAUGUAUUUGAUCGUGAAGGACUGAAGGAGUGUUAUGUCUUUAAGCCCAAGAAUCCUGAUGUGGAAAAGGACUGCCCCACUAUCAUCCACUUUGUUCUAGCCAACAUCAACUUCAGAAAGUAUAAGGCUCCAGGUGUUCCAAGAGAAACGCAAGAAGAGAAAGAAAUAGCUGACUUUGACAUUUUUGAUGAUCCUGAAUCACCAUUUUCAACGUUCAACUUUCAAUAUCCAAAUCAAGCGUUCAAAAGGCUCCAUGAUUUGAUGUACUUCAACACCCUGAACAACAUUGAUGUGAUAAAAGAUGCCAUUGUUGAAAGCAUUGAGUAUAGAAGACAGAAUCCAUCUCGUUGCUCUGUUUCACUCAGUAAUGUGGAGGCAAGAAGAUUUUUCAACAAGGAGUUUCUAAGUAAACCCACAGUGUAAUCUGAGUGGCAGGAAGUUCAGUCUUUUUUAAUGCAGAAGCUCACCUGUAAUUCCAUGACAACUGGAUUUAAAAACACAGAUUGUACUGAAACUAAGAGACUGGCUAAUUCUGCAGCUGUUUGCCUGUAUGGGAAUAAUGCUGUUACAAGUUGUGCGGUUGAUAAAUGGUGUGGAUCCUGUAGCACUGUAUUUUGUAACCAGUUCCUGUCUGUAGGAUUUCUUGAUAUCAACAGUAAUAAUGUAUACUGUAUUUAAAAACAUUUCGUAUCAACCUUUUCUUGUUCCUUUUCUUUUGAUAUGGUUUUCUUUUAAAAAUAUUUAAUAGUCCAAUUUCAGUAGGUAAGGUUUCCUAUUGUGUGUGAAUGUUACUCACUAUUGAGAUUCAUUCAUACCAUGAUACAACACUAUUUUAUUUAUGUAUGUA
This is a messenger RNA of Perognathus longimembris pacificus (Pacific pocket mouse), 2822 nucleotides long. RefSeq names its product phospholipase A2 group IVA (gene Pla2g4a). The coding region runs from base 149 to 2398 and encodes 749 amino acids. The transcript has 18 exons. The record is from RefSeq and is a predicted model, not a curated record. Gene Ontology annotation, molecular function: calcium ion binding; calcium-dependent phospholipid binding. Gene Ontology annotation, cellular component: endoplasmic reticulum; nucleus; Golgi apparatus. Lineage: Eukaryota; Metazoa; Chordata; Mammalia; Rodentia; Heteromyidae. Gene Ontology annotation, biological process: glycerophospholipid catabolic process.